AUGGCUCCAAGGUACAUAGUUGCUCCUUUGAAAGACAAAGAUCCAAAAAACCUCACUAGUGUUACUCAGAUGUAUACAUCUACAACUACAUACAGAACAUGCAAGAGAGAUGCAUUGGCAAAAAUGCAGCUUUUGUUGAACCUUAUUCAUAAAGAGAAAUACAUGUGUUGGACUAAAAAUAGGGACAAGUCAGAUGUUGUAGCUGAUAUCUUUUGGACACAUCCUGAUUAUGUGAAGUUGCUGAAUAUGGUUCAUUUGGUAUUGAUUUUUGAUUGGACAUACAAGACAAAUAGGUACCAGAUGCCACCACUUGAUAUUGUUGGUGUUAUGCAACAAAGUUGA
Molecule: messenger RNA, 342 nt
Organism: Vicia villosa (hairy vetch)
Lineage: Eukaryota; Viridiplantae; Streptophyta; Magnoliopsida; Fabales; Fabaceae
Exons: 2
Coding region: 1-342 (113 amino acids)
Source: RefSeq, a predicted model, not a curated record